CAACACCGUCUUGCCCCUUUCUUCUACGCUUACCAAGAGAAAUGGCGUUUCCAGGGAACCCAGGACUGCCGCCCGGCAUGGAUCCGAACGCGGGCAUGUCGGAGCAGGAGAGGCAGAUGGUGAAAUAUAUGCAGAUGGGCAUGGAGUCGUGUCUAGGGAAGACGGUGAUGGCGGGCGUCAUGGGGGGUGGGCUUGGUGCUAUGUUUGGGCUGUUUAUGGCGUCGAUGCGCUACGACACGCCCAUGUCGCAACCUCUCCCCGUCAACGCCGUUCCCCCCAGCACCGCAACGACCAACAUCCCUCCCACCUCGACGCCCUCCUCCACCUCAACAGCCACCGCAACAGCAGCAAAACCCACCACCUCCACCCUCCCCCCAACCGCAAAACCAACAACCACAUCCCUCCCCCACCCUCAUCCCACCGCCACCACCUCCAUCCCCAUCACCGACCUCCCUCUCCGCCAACAACUCAAGCACGGCCUGCGCGACAUGUACCGCUCCUCGCUGUCCAGCGGGCGCAACUUCGCCGUCGUGGGCUCCGUCUUCAGCGGCACCGAGUGCGCCAUCGAGGGCCUGCGGGCCAAGAACGACAUCUGGAACGGCGUCGCGGGAGGUUGUAUCACGGGCGGGAUCCUGGCAAGGAAGGCCGGGCCGCAGGCCGUGGCGGUCGGGUGUGCGGGGUUUGCGGCGUUUAGUGCGGCUAUUGAUGCUUAUAUGAGAAUGCCCGAGGACGAGCGCAGUAGGCCGAUUGCCUAGAAACACGAACAAGAACACCUCAGUCACUCGAACCCGAUCACCGGUACCUUUCCGUUCCUGCAGAAGAUGCGGCUUCGUAAUGGACGCCGGAGUCUCCGCAAGGCCGUCUCACCUCAUUAGGGGCGCUGCUAUCCCUCCGGGCACGGAGACGUGAUACCGGCAUUUGCUUCCUCUGCGACUUGUAAGAUUAUCAUUGUACUACUGUAUCAUUAUCCCUCCCACCCUGGGCGACGAGCGAGCGUUGUAGCAAGCGAGCUUUCCAUGCAGCAACCAGCAUGCGCUUUCUUGUUGGCGAAAGCGGAACAUGGGGUUGAUAGUGUACCCUUACCUAGAUGAAGAUUUGCAUUGGGCGGCGUUAUCUUAUCCAUUCAUCAUAUAUACUCAUCAUCUCGUUAUUAUUUCUCACUCAUGAAUCAUCGCCUCACUCAUGUGUAACUCACCACGCUAAAUUCCUUAUUGAGAGUGGACCAUGUACCAUGCCGG
Molecule: messenger RNA, 1238 nt
Organism: Westerdykella ornata
Lineage: Eukaryota; Fungi; Ascomycota; Dothideomycetes; Pleosporales; Sporormiaceae
Product: mitochondrial import inner membrane translocase, subunit Tim17/22
Exons: 4
Coding region: 42-755 (237 amino acids)
Biological process (GO): protein insertion into mitochondrial inner membrane
Cellular component (GO): TIM22 mitochondrial import inner membrane insertion complex
Molecular function (GO): transmembrane protein transporter activity
Source: RefSeq, a predicted model, not a curated record